Messenger RNA from Mizuhopecten yessoensis (Yesso scallop), 1234 nucleotides. Its product is annotated as myoglobin-like. NCBI's taxonomy places the organism in Eukaryota, Metazoa, Mollusca, Bivalvia, Pectinida, Pectinidae. Gene Ontology annotation, biological process: 'de novo' NAD+ biosynthetic process from L-tryptophan. Gene Ontology annotation, molecular function: heme binding; metal ion binding; L-tryptophan 2,3-dioxygenase activity. The transcript is spliced from 14 exons. The record is from RefSeq and is a predicted model, not a curated record. Bases 12 to 1208 code for a protein of 398 amino acids. Gene Ontology annotation, cellular component: cytoplasm.
AGUGUGACACCAUGGACUCCACUCGUCCGCCACUCCUCCACCUGUCGGGUUACCACAUAUCUCCAGAUUUAGGCUUCCUGCUCGAAGACGCACUGGAGGUGCUGCCGGAGUAUUUCCAGGCCUGGAAUCACCUGUCCAGUCCGUCCGUGUACAUCCCUCUCCUCGAGACUCAUGGACUACGACGGGAAGUGAACAAGAUGACUGUUCUUGACCAUACACGCCUGACUGGACACAGACAGCUCCGACUGGCUCAUCUCCAGCUCUCCAUCCUCGUCAACGGCUACGUAUGGCAGGACGGUGACCAAGGUGUUCCAAAGAGCAUUCCGUGUUGUCUAUCAGUGCCGUUCUGUGGUGUGUCCAGACUCCUAGAAAUCCAGCCCAUCCUGUCUCACUGUGACGUUGCCCUGGCUAACUGGGUGGUCAUCGAUAAACAAAGACCUCCAACCUUAGACAACAUCCGGGUCCUGUACAAGUUGCCCGGGGGUGAGGAGGGAGCCUGGUUCUUUAAGGCCACGGUGGGCGUGGAGCUGGCCUAUUGUUCUGCUUUACAGCCUUUGAUGUGUGCGGUGGAGGCUGCUGACGUCGGAGAUGCCCAGACUCUAGCAAAGUGCCUUAAGAGCAUUGCGGCUACCGUGAACAACAUACAGGCAGCGCUGUCCAGAAUGCAUGAUGGGCUGAGUGCAGACACAUUCUAUAAUGUGAUGAGACCUUUUCUUACAGGGUGGGGAGGAGAGGGUUCCCCUUUGCCGGAGGGGCUCGUGUAUGAAGGAGUAAAUGAUGAACCAUUACAGAUGACCGGCGGCAGUGCUGCCCAGAGUUCUACGGUACAAAGUCUGGACGCCGCCCUGGGGAUAACACACGCUCCGGACAUCCAGGCGUUCUUUGACAAAAUGAAGCCAUAUAUGCCUCGCUCCCACCGACAGUUUUUGGACGACAUCCAGACCAGGUCAAGGAUCGCCACCUAUGUGCGUACGAGUUCCAAUGAAGAAUUAAGAGGCGUCUACCAGGAUUGUAUCAAAUCAUUGGUAGAUCUUCGUAGCUACCAUAUACAGAUCGUCACUAAGUACAUUAUAGUGCCAUCCGGCAAGAAAAAACAGGAGGAGGAGAAAUACAGAUCUGUGUCUAACAAAGGGACGGGUGGCUCUAGUAUACUACCAUUUUUGAAAAGUGCCAGGAAUACAACAAGGGGGACCGACGAGUCCAUGUGAUAGAGUGCCAGGGGUACAACAAUGGG